AUCAAAACUCAGAAAUCUGCAGAACCUGACGACCAUUGGUCACCGUGUCUGGCCGAAGCUCUGCCAAGAGCCCACCCUUCCGAAGUCCUCGCCCGUCCCCUUUCAAUGGAGUUAGCGCCUCGCCUCAAUGAUCUGCCUGAGUUCGUUGCUUAAGCUGGCUUUUUCCGUGCAUGGACUACAGUACCGUGAGUCAAGGGAGUAGAGUGUACGCCAAGGCUCAGUGCUCAGUCCGCUUACUCCCACAGCCACAGGUGAAUGGCGUACUUGACAUUUAUGGACUACAUUUUGGAUCGUUGCCUUGAGAAAAACGUCAAUUUUCGCUCAUUUUUCACGCCAACAUCUUGGUGAAGAAAGUCAUGUGAGCCUCAAGUGGGACCGAGCCUGUAUCCAAUCAUGAAAGCGAUUUAGAGAAUCCAUCGCAUUUCUACCUAUCCCUCUGGUGAGUUGUCCUGUGCGUUUUGACUGCCUAGCCAGGAUUGGUUUGGAACGGGAACUGACCAUAGAGUCGAACAAGAAGACACAUGAUCGAUGAUCGUAAUUGACCUGCAUUCAUGCAUGCAUGCAUGCAUGCAGAGAAGGAGGUAAAUCACUGACCAAGACAGGCAGUCAGAGAGGAUCGCAAUCCAUAGUUCCAAGCACUUUCAUUCUUCAUCAAUUUUCUACGAAUCUGCUCCUUGAUCGGGCGAGAUCCACAAACACGUUUUUGGGCUACACUUCGUCUGGACUGGCCUGAUGGCUCCAUGACGGAGAUCACGAUAAACUUGAACAUGCGGUUCAAUUGAAUCCGACCAUGACUUCGAUGGGUCUGCCUCACGUCCGAAUAUCCUCGACGAUGAUGAAGCCCAAGUUUUGGAAGAAGAAACGUUCAGCCACAAUUAGUGAUAUCGACCCGGAAUACCGGGUGAUCUAUUUGGGCAAUGUCCUUACCGCCUGGGCUAGAGGGGAUGGGUGUGUGGAUAAGCCCUUGAGUACGCUUUGGCGAAAUCACGUGUCAUCGGAUAAAGCCAAUAUAGUGAUGAAAUUGACCAUCACCGCUCAAGGAUUGAAAGCCGUUACCAAAGAACAUGGACUCACAGAGUAUUGGGCGCACAGAAUCACCUUUUGCGCCAUCGAUCCCAGUUAUCCGAAGGUCUUCUGUUGGAUAUACAGGCAUGAAGGCCGGAAAAUGAAGCAAGAGCUCCGUUGUCACGCAGUCUUGUGUUCAAGCAAUAAAAAGGCCCAUGCCUUGACCCAAAGGCUACAAGAGCGACUCCAUCAAGCAUUGGUGGACUUCAAAAAAGAAAAGAUAUCCCGACAGAAUGCCAGGUUGAGCCUGGCCAACACCAUUUACGACAACCCAUCGAUGCCCUACCGAAAAAUUCUACUCCACACUGGAUCCUCCAAUUACCGACCUUCUAUAGACAAGGGCAAAGCUGCUCCCAAGUUAAAAGUCAUCGAAGAAGCCGCCCAUGAGGUGGACGAAACGGAUCCCAUGGAAUUCUCCAGCUCUAAAUGUGACUCCUUAGUGUUUCAACGUCUGUCGAACUCGUCAAAAGCCGGGGACACCAUUUUGCCCGAAUCGUCCGAACCCUCGACAGCCAUGACCAGUCUCAACUCCUCCCUGUCCAAUUUUCCUAUCGAGACCAUCAUGGACAACCCCAAUCCGGAAAUUCAGCUCCAACCUGGGCUCUUAAGUCCGGACACGCCACAUAUCCAGAGCGAUCAUGAUAAUAUCGAGGAUGACCGUUGCCUAACUAGUUCUGAUAAUGAAGACGAGGUUGAUGACUCAUUCGACAAAAGCGAUCAUCGGAACGAUGAUGAAGACGAGGACGAUGAAGAUGAGGAAGAUAAUACCCUGGAGGAUGAACCCAAUGCACAAGAGACAGGUGGCAAACGUCCUCGAGAAGAUCAUGACACUGAAGACGAUGAGGAGCACAAGGGUACCAACAAACAUCCCAAGAACAUCCCGGACCAUCAUCACAUUUCCAUGGACACAUAUGAGCGAGACAAAAUUAACAAUGAACAGAGACACGCUCAAGACCGACACGAUGGUCGAGACCAAGAUAGGGCUAUUAAAUUCGAGGACGGAUUACUCCCGUCCGAAUUCACGGCGGCCUGGCUCUUACCGCGUGAUGUGGAUGCGGAUUCAGCCGCCAGUUUCUCCCCCGAUAACCACCAAUUCUCCUCUCGGCUGAUUUCGAAUCGACGGUAUCGUUUCGACACCACGGACUCCGUGGACGAGACCCAUCCCGCCAAGGAUACCGAGUCCCUUCAAGAUUGUUGUGCAAUUGAUUUGAAAGCCCUGAAGUUGCAUGCAGAGCCCGAUAAUAUUUCAGAUGAAAGUGGCUACUCCGAGGAGAGCUCUCCCAGUACGUGCUCCAAGCAAGCCUCCGGAAAGAUCGAUCCGCUGAGGAGAUCCUCCGAAUCCGACUCCCUACCCCACCGUCAGAACCAAACAACUAUGAUCAAAUACCUGCAGAGCCAGCGCUAUUCCGGAGCGAAAACCUAUGUGACCUUGAAUCAAGAACUCCCCACCGAGACUGAUUGUGAUACAUUGGAAGUUUCCCCACGAAGAUCAGCAUCCGAUUUUGACCUUCCCUCCCAACGAAUCGCCACCACCCCCGCCGUCCCAUGUGACCUGACUGUGCACAGUGCCUUGAUGAGCGAGUUCACGCCCAGCGAAAAGCUCAGAUACCUCGGAAAAACGUCCAGAGCACCCCAAUUGUCGUUGCAUAAUCAUGGGCUCCGAAAUAUGGAGGAGAAUGACAGUGCUAGUACUAAUGAUACAUUCUGUAUCAACAUAUGAAAAUGAGAUGCUUACGAAAUGCUCGCUAGAAUGAAAUAAGUGUAUGUGACGUCACAUAUGAGAGGCAAUAAUCAUCAUCCACUCCUGUAACAAAUAUGAUGGAGCAUAGAUGCACUACCAUCAGACCAUAUUGGUCGAAAUAUAUUUUCAAUAUAAACAA
Tigriopus californicus is the source of this 2945-nucleotide messenger RNA. RefSeq lists its product as uncharacterized. Lineage: Eukaryota; Metazoa; Arthropoda; Copepoda; Harpacticoida; Harpacticidae. The record is from RefSeq and is a predicted model, not a curated record.